UGAUUGCUUUAACGAGCCAAUCAAACGUGGCAACCACUAGCCGCCGUAUCCACUAGCAAGUGCACUACAGCAAAUUAUUAUCAUGCGUAAAUAACCGCAUGAUUGUGAUGUACAAUGUACGCCAUAGCGAACCUCAGCAACGCCGUCAAUUAACGGCACAAACUAUCCUCUUUCCUUUUUCUCUCUUUCACUACUUUACUUACUUCGCUCCCCUCCAUCGGAAUCAAAUGGUUUAUGGUUUCAUUUUCGCCAACAGAAUAGUUACUGUUGCUAGAAACGCCGACGUUCUGGUUUUUUUGAAAAACCGUUUUGCGCUAAUGAGGAUUCAAAUCAGUCAAUCUCGAUCUUCCAUGGUCUCGUUCUAGGGUUUUGGCUUACUUAACUGAGCACAGACCUUUUCCUUAUCGUCUAUGGCAAUCAGAGGCGUCGACUUCAAGUGGUACGAUGGAUUUUUCUUAUCGAUGCUUGUGACUAGUGUAAUCAUCGUUGCAAUCAAUUGGAAGCGUUACUAUCUUUGUCCAUACCCCUUGCACAUAUGGAUCGUGGUUGAUUACACUACUGUGUUUGUUUUUCGAUUGUUAAUGUUCAUAGAUAAUGGACUAGCUGCUGGAAUGGGAUUGGAUUUUGGGUGGCAGCAGAGAUAUGCUCGUUUCUGUGGAAGAGUAGUGGUUCUUUCAAUUCUAUCUCUUCUGCUUUAUCCAUUUCUCUGGGCUUGGACAAUAAUUGGUACCUUGUGGUUCAUACAUGCAAGAAGUUGUUUGCCAGAAGAGGGUCAGAAAUGGGGUUUCUUCAUUUGGUUGCUUUCUAGCUACUCUGGACUUCUUUACCUUGCUUGCAUGUCCAUGGGAAAGUGGUUGACACGAAGACAAGCUCACCUAUUGCGUGCUCAGCAGGGAAUUCCAGUUUCAGAAUAUGGGGUUUUGGUUGACAUGAUCCGUGUACCAGAUUGGGCAUUUGAGGCUGCAGGUCAAGAGAUGAGAGGCAUUGGCCAAGAUGCUGCAGCAUACCAUCCUGGACUUUAUUUGACUGCAGCUCAGAGAGAAGCAGUGGAGGCACUCAUUCAGGAACUUCCAAAGUUUAGGUUAAAGGCUGUUCCAACUGAUUGCAGUGAAUGUCCCAUCUGCUUGGAAGAGUUUCACGUAGGGAAUGAGGUUCGUGGCUUGCCUUGUGCUCACAAUUUUCAUAUAGAAUGCAUUGAUGAGUGGCUUAGAUUGAACGUGAAAUGUCCUAGGUGUCGUUGCUCAGUCUUCCCAAACCUUGACCUUAGUGCCUUGUCCAAUCUCCGGACUACUGAUUCUGAACGGUCAUCAGCCAGUGUUGUGACAGUUAGUCGAUAUAUGAGAAGCCAGCCUUCUGGCCAGAGCUAUCUGGUGAGGCUGCAGGGUCUGCUCAGGCCGGUCCGUACGGAAAAUGCAGGAUCACCUAGUGAUCCAACAGUUAUUGCUUUGGAAUGUGCUGAGAAUGGAGGACUGUCUCCGGCAACUGGAAAUCAGACGGACAUUGAGCCAUGUGCUUCUGUUGAACGUGUGUUUGUUGGUCACUCCACUCAACCUCCCCAGUGAACCAAUUCUGAGAUUCUCACUGACAAAUUUUGCUACAUACUCUUCUAACUGCAUGCUGCAAGAAACGAAAGAAUAUUUGCUCAUGGCCGUUGUAUAAUGCUAGCAGUGGUUAAUGGUUGUAGAAAAGAUUUAUGAGUUGAUCCAUUGGCGUAUGGAGUACUGGAUAUGAGAACUGUUUAUGACACUUUCAGUUCUUCAUAAGCCAAUGGAAACUAGAUUUUCAGUUGUAUAUUGAUAUCCCAACCUCUUUUCUACUUUAA
This is a messenger RNA of Mangifera indica (mango), 1822 nucleotides long. Its product is annotated as E3 ubiquitin-protein ligase SIS3-like. Gene Ontology annotation, molecular function: ubiquitin-protein transferase activity. NCBI's taxonomy places the organism in Eukaryota, Viridiplantae, Streptophyta, Magnoliopsida, Sapindales, Anacardiaceae. The coding region runs from base 411 to 1562 and encodes 383 amino acids. Gene Ontology annotation, biological process: sugar mediated signaling pathway. The transcript has 10 exons. The record is from RefSeq and is a predicted model, not a curated record.